Phalacrocorax carbo (great cormorant) is the source of this 2980-nucleotide messenger RNA. The record is from RefSeq and is a predicted model, not a curated record. NCBI's taxonomy places the organism in Eukaryota, Metazoa, Chordata, Aves, Suliformes, Phalacrocoracidae.
UUGGGCGGUGGGCUCUCAGGCGGGCCGGGCCUGCUGUCCUCGUGCAGCGCGGCUGGGCCCUGCGCGGGCGCUGCGGGACGAGAGGCCGGCAGGGAUAGCUCGCAGCCCGAGGGCCUUCACGGCUGUUGGAAAGGGAUGCAAGUUGCGUUGAAGAGAAAAAGGGGAGGGGGGAAAACACAAAAGCAAACAGCAAAACCCCCAAGCUGAGCUUCUCUAGCAGCUGAAGGGCUUGGGAACCGUCCCUGUCAGGCGCAUCGCGGCUUCCUUCCUCCUGCUCAACGCGUCCUGGGCAAGCGGGGGUUAUGUUAUAUAGCUUGCAAGCCUAUGGAGUCCUGCCUUCGGGGCUCCCCGGUCGAUAAUAUUGGUUAAACCCAAUCCACAGGACUUCUGUUCCCAUUGCUGCCACUGGUUUGCUGAAUCAUGGUGAUAAUUUUGCUCCUCUGUGGAAAAACUGAAUAACAAAUACAGAUAAGGUAAUGUCUAAGAGCCAGUUAUUCCAGAAUGUGGAAGAUCUUAACCACAAAAAAGUUGUCUUCUAUUGAAACAAACUGAUGACUGAGAAAUCAUCUGUACAGACAAUUGGUGAAGAGCAAAUACAGAAUCCUUACACGGAGCUCCUUGUAUUGAAAGGUCAUCAAGAUAUAGUACGAUUUCUAGUGCAAAUAGAUGAUCACAGGUUUGCAUCUGCAGGAGAUGAUGGAAUUGUAUUUCUGUGGAAUGCUCAGACAGGAGAAAAACUAUUUGAGCUUCAUGGACACACACACAAAAUUACAGCUAUAGCAUCAUUUUCUUCGUCAGAUGUUUCCGAAGAAAAAGGCCAUUUGCUUUUAACAGCAUCAGCUGAUAGAACAGUUAUUGUUUGGGACUGCACUAGUGGCACACAGUUUCAGAAAAUGUCAUGUUUCCAUUCAACUGUAAAGUGUUUGACAGUUCUUCAAAGACUGAAUGUAUGGUUGUCUGGAGGGAGUGAUCUAUGUGUUUGGAACCGAAAAUUAGAUCUCUUGUGUAAGACCAGUCAUCUUACUGAUGCAGGUAUCAGUGCUUUGGUUGAAUUGCCUAAAAAUUGUGUUGUGGCAGCUGUUGGCAAAGAGCUAAUAAUUUUUAGGCUGAUUGCUUCUAAUGAUGGGUCUGAAGGUUGGAAUAUCCUUGAAGUAAAGCGCCUCAUUGACCAUCAGGAUAACAUUUUGUCAUUAGUCAGUGUCAAUGACUUGACUUUUGUGACAGGUUCUCAUGUGGGUGAGUUAAUAGUUUGGGAUGCACUUGACUGGACAAAGCAGGCAUCUGAGUGCAACUUCUGGGACUCCUCUGUCCAUCCAGAUGUACAGCCAGAAAUAAAGUUAUCCCAAAGCCCAAACGAAACUUCAGUUAAACACCUAACAUCUGAUGAGGAGUGUGUGUUUGCUGCUGUUGGGAAAGGCAUAUACGUAUAUAAUCUUCAAAUGAAGCGUGUGAUUGCCUGCCAGAGAACUGCUCACGACUCCUCUGUACUGCACAUUGAGAAGCUUCCAAACAGGCAGCUGAUCUCCUGUUCAGAAGAUGGCAGUGUGCGCAUUUGGGAGCUCCGAGAAAAGCAGCAGCUGACAGCUGAACCAGUUCCAACAGGGUUUUUCAACAUGUGGGGAUUUGGAAGGGCAAACAAGCAGGCAAACCAAGCUGCUAAGAAGAUGCAGGAGAAUACACCUAUGUAUUUCUUGGAGCUGGUUGGUGAUUUGAUUGGUCAUUCAUCAGCUGUGCAGAUGUUCCUGUACUUUGGUGAGCUGGGACUGGCUACGUGCUCUGCUGACCACCUUAUUAUUUUGUGGAAGGAUGGUGAACGAGAAUCUAAACUCCGCAGUUUAACACUAUUUCAAAAAUUGGCGCGGAAUGGAAAGCAUCAAGAGGACUGCAGGCUAACCAAGAGCCAUAUAUGCACCAUCCUUUGGCAGUGCACUGAUGCAGAGAUAAAAGGUAUCCUCUUGUAUGGAUUGGAGAAGAAAGGAAGAUAAAGCAGAAGGUUUCUUUCUCCUUACCUUAGCUCAAAGAAGAGAGAUUUUUAAAGAGGGAGCUACUUGGCAGCAGAGUAGGAUGGAGUUGGAAAAUGGGUGGAAGAUACAUUCUCUGUCACAGACAAAGAUGGGUGGAUGCAGAAGACACACAGGGCCUUUGAACAGGCAGUGCUAGCACCUGGGCAGCUUAUAUAAAUGAGGAGGAGCAAAGGAAAAGCAGCUUGCAGGUACUGCUAAUGAACAAAGGUGAACCUGCAAACAACUCCAGACAGUGACUCCCAGAGCUCAGAUCAUUGCUGGAUGUGACUCAAAGGUUCAAGAACUCCCCAAAAUUCAUGAAGCAGAGGGUGAGACAGGGAAGUGUAAGAGGUACUUCUGCAACCCAUGGGAGAUGGGAUAGGAGAAUGUUGCAUGUAUUAAGGGAACAUAUUGCCAGGAACAUGUAGUGCUUUUGUGGCCCGUCAGCACCACAACAGGAGUUCACAGUACACCGCAGAUAUCCUAACAACAGUUAGGAAAAAAAACCCCACUGGGUGAUGAUAUAUUUUGGUCACAACUGACUAUGCCAUGUGGUGCUUAAAGCACGCAGUCAGUGAAGGCUCUGCAGUUAUGACAGAACAGUUAAACCCUUUGGUUAGAUGAUGCAGCCACCUGAGAGACUGACUGAGGGACAAAUUGUUACAUUCCAACUAACAAAAGCUCUAUGGGCUCUAAGCAAAACAGAAACACAGAAAAUGUUCUCAUAUUGAUCUUAAGCCAACAGAUCAGUAGAGGAUUUCAGUCAGAUCCUAAAAGCAAAGCUGAAGAAACCUGUAGUCAUUUGUCUGAGGCUUGUGCUGUUGUGCUCAUAAAACAUGUGAGGAGCAGAAUUCUGGUCUUUGAUGUGCACUCAUGAAAACCACAACUUGUGUUCUUAAACCUAGAGCAGUAAAACCAAAACAGAAUAGAAAUCUAAAGCAUUUUUGCAUGAGUUGAUUUUAUUUGCUUACCUUUCC